AUGGACGCAAUGAAAGACAAUGAAUAUAUUUUCAAUUUGAAACUAUCAAAACUAAUAGGUUUAUAUCAAAUCUUGGAUCCCAAUACUAUUCAGAUUUUCGGUUAUAAUGUGUAUCACAUUGGUAUCGUGUUCGUGAGCUUGUACAUGAUGGCCAUAUCAUUGUUAAGUCUUAUACGUUUUUAUUACUUAAUAAAUAAUAUAAAUGAAUAUACUUUCUACUUGGGAUGUGUGCUAAAUUACAUGUUCUCCUGUUAUAAAAUCAUACAAAUUGUAUACUGUUCAAAUGAUAUAUGGAAAUGCACCGACAUAACGAGCAUCAGAUUUUUGUCGUAUCAAUAUUACGACAAAAGUAUAUUUAAAAAUUGGCAGGUACGGUCUAUACGACUUACAAAAAUAUACGUGUCACUAUCAUUCAUAGUUACACUUUUUUGGCUAAUAAUUUCAAAAUCGCUCAGUAAAAAUAUAUUCACAAGUAAAAACCUUGAUGGUUCACUCAGUAAAUACCGGAUGAACAUUUUCAAUUUGUACUUAAUAGCAUCCGACGAAACGUACAACAGAUAUUUUAACCUGUUCUACCUCAUCGAAUUGAUCGUCGGAGUAGCGUUUAUGUACUUCUCAACACUUUUCGAUGUCCUAAUGGUUAUGAUGUGUUUCUCAUUUUUGUGUCAACUGGAAACAAUCUGUGACGCUAUGAAAUCAUUGGGACACCAAUGUUCAAAAAACGUGUUGAAUAUCUGCAAGGAAAUAAAAUCAGAAAUAAGACAUGCCGAUUUCGAUGAUUUAAAAGCAAUAAUUAAUGAUCAUCAAAAUGUAAUGAAAAAAAUGAAUGAUUAUUAUAUUAUUUUCCAAUCAGUUAUGUUGACUCAGAUCUUUGUAGCAUCAAUUACACAUAUAUGUAUUUGGUUUAAUAUUACAACGGGCUUUUUUGGGGACAAAAUUGGAGAGUCUGUGCUGUCAAUAAAAUUGUUUAUUAUACUUCCAUUAUUUACUUUCCAACUAUUAAUGACAUGCCGUUUAUUCGGGACAAUAAACGAAAAAAAAGAUUCAAUUAUUUACAUGUUAUACUGCAGUGAUUGGACUGGUAAGGACAUUAAGAUUAAAAAGUUGAUUCUGUAUACCAUGUGUAUGAAUAAUGGCAAUCAGAUGAAAUUAAAAUUUACGGUCACCAAAGUUUUAAAUUUGGAAAUGUUUACUCGUACGAUACGGCUGUGUUAUUCAAUAUUUUCGAUGCUUACAAAUUACAAAAGAAAUAUUAAUCAAUUGGAUGAAAUAAAUGACUAAUGAAUACUCUCACAAUCAAUAACGUACCCACUCGUAAUUUCGUUUUUCCUUUUUUAAGUUUUGCUGUAACUUUUACUUCAAGAUGAUUAGUAUAUUUAUACACGAAGCAACAUAAAAAAUAGACGAUGGUCAUUAAAAAUCGAACAAGAAAUUGAUAAAAUAUCAAGCAUUAAUAAUCAUUGCACAAACACUAUAAUGUAUGUGUGAUAUUUAUUAUAUUAUUAUUAUGUUCUUUAUCGCAUUAGGCUCCCACCGCGGCUGACACGAGCAAUUUGAAAUAUUGUAUCGUACUAUACCUUUCUAUAUGGUAUCAUACUCGGUACGUUAUUUUCCGUGUUCGGGCAAUGUGGC
Messenger RNA from Sipha flava (yellow sugarcane aphid), 1632 nucleotides. RefSeq lists its product as uncharacterized. Gene Ontology annotation, biological process: sensory perception of smell; detection of chemical stimulus involved in sensory perception of smell. The transcript is spliced from 6 exons. Gene Ontology annotation, cellular component: plasma membrane. Gene Ontology annotation, molecular function: odorant binding; olfactory receptor activity. The record is from RefSeq and is a predicted model, not a curated record. Bases 1 to 1281 code for a protein of 426 amino acids. NCBI's taxonomy places the organism in Eukaryota, Metazoa, Arthropoda, Insecta, Hemiptera, Aphididae.